Molecule: messenger RNA, 676 nt
Organism: Daldinia caldariorum
Lineage: Eukaryota; Fungi; Ascomycota; Sordariomycetes; Xylariales; Hypoxylaceae
Exons: 1
Coding region: 411-605 (64 amino acids)
Source: RefSeq, a predicted model, not a curated record
UUUUUUUUUUUUUUUUACUAAAUUCCCCUCUUGUUUUCUCUAAUACUAUCUUGUCUUAGAUCGUUAUCCUCUCUCUCUUUUUUUUUUUUCUCUUUCUCUUUUCUCAUGAACCUUUGCUAUUCUCGAGAAAAAAAAAAAGGGCCGUUACGUAUUAUUCUCCGAAAUUAUAAAUUAUAGCUUACCAAGGUCAACUUGUUUUAUUAUUAUCAUGUGCAGUCUAAACACUUAAUUACCAACCGAUAAUAAAAAGAAGAAAAAAAAUCACAUGGGGGGAAGCGCCCAACUGCAACACAGCGAGACAUGAGGUUGCUCUCAUGUAUCGUUUCAAUCUGAUUUUGGCCGUGGCUACGGCGGAUCUCAGGUAAACACGUGGUAGUCCAUUCCUUAUCCGGUUUAAAAAUCGGCCGCCAAUGGAUCUCUCCACCUACCAAUCAGCACAAGCGCCAGCGCAGACGUCGCAGACAUACAGCCCAGAGAGACGUGACACUCCGAAGUGCCCACACGCACCCCCCAGCCCGUCGACCGUAGGCUCUUUCGGUCAAGAGGCGAGGCGAUGCGAGGCGACACAAGAUCAGACACGUCUGCGCUAUGAGACCACACAUUAAACCUGCUACCUACCGGCCAUUGCUAAUGCAUGAGAAGGAUGGGAAAGGAGGAAAAAAAAAAAAAAAAAAAA